Messenger RNA from Drosophila subobscura, 2784 nucleotides. It is a transcript of the gene Vha100-3, whose product is annotated as V-type proton ATPase 116 kDa subunit a. Lineage: Eukaryota; Metazoa; Arthropoda; Insecta; Diptera; Drosophilidae. Gene Ontology annotation, cellular component: vacuolar proton-transporting V-type ATPase, V0 domain; plasma membrane; vacuolar proton-transporting V-type ATPase complex. Gene Ontology annotation, biological process: vacuolar acidification; proton transmembrane transport. The transcript has a single exon. Gene Ontology annotation, molecular function: proton-transporting ATPase activity, rotational mechanism; ATPase binding. The coding region runs from base 13 to 2760 and encodes 915 amino acids. The record is from RefSeq and is a predicted model, not a curated record.
GUUGCUCCGAUCAUGGCCAAAGCAUUUUUCCGCAGCGAGGAAAUGGAGCUGUGCCAGCUGCUGCUGCACACGGAGAACGCCUUCGACUGUCUCAUGGAGCUGGGCCACCAUGGGGGACUGCAGUUGAACAAUGUCUACGACGAGGAUCGCCAGCUGAACGGACUGUACGGCAAGAAGGUGUCGCUGUGCCAAGAGCUGCUACGCAUUGCGGACAGUCUGCAGCAGCAGAUGCUGGAGCUGGACAUCAAGGUGUGCUUCUAUCCGGAUGUGGACUGGGAGAAUCGGCUGCUGGAGCGUGACCUCGCGGAGUACGGCGAGCGGCUGCGGCGACUGCAUGUGGAGACCUCUGCCGUGAUGGAGCAUUACAAUGCCUUGGAUCGGCGCAAGUGUCGCAUGGUUGAGCAUCGGUUUGCCCUGCACAAGGCGGACAAGUACUUUGCCUCGGAUAUGGGCAGCGAGCUGCUCUACUCGGAGAGCACGCUCAUGACCCUGAUCAAGGAUGCGGCCGAGGAGAGUCCCGCGCAUCGGCAGCUCAACUACAUCAUUGGCACCAUUCGGGCGGAUAAGUUUGAGAGCUUCGAGCUGCUGUGCUAUCGCCUGUUUGGCUUCAAUCUGGUGGUGCGCUUCGCGGAGCUGCCGCUGCCCAUGAUGGACUUCCAUGCCCUCAAGACGGAGAAGGUGCGCAAGUUCUCGCUGCUGUUGCUCACCAAUUCGACAAUGAUCUGGCCCAAGGUGAACAAACUCUGCCACGCCUAUCAUGUGUCUAUCUACGAGUGCCCCGAAUCCGCGACGCAGCGCAUGGCUCUCGUCGAGGAGCUGAGCGCGGAGAUCGAGCACAUGGAGCGCAUCCUGCAGGAGUCGGAGCGCAUACACAUACAGAUCCUGGAGGUGACAGCGCGGGAUUUGUUUUUGCUGCGCGUGAACCUCAGCAAGGCCGUGCGGGUCUACGAUCUGCUGAACCGCCUGCGACCAGUCGGGGGGCUGGAGCAUCAGAAGUAUCUGCAGGCCGAGUGCUUUGUGCCCGUCUCCGAACUGGAGGGUGUGCGCGCGGCAUUGAAGAAGGGCACGCGGAUCAAGGGCGGCGCGGAUAGGCGGGAGCAAGAGCAGCAAACGGACAAGCAGCAGAGGAAACGGAGGGCAGAGGCGGACGCUGAUGAUGAUGAUGAGCCCAAUCUGGAACCCCCGCGACAGCGCACCGAUGAGCAGUCGCUGCCGCCGCUGCUGCUGCGCAAGAAUCGCCAAUCCAGCCACAUUCCACCCACGUACUUUCGGCUGAAUAAGUUCACGCAGGGCUUUCAGAAUCUCAUCGACUCGUACGGCAUCUCGGACUACAGGGAGCUCAAUCCUGCACCCUACACAAUCAUCACGUUUCCCUUUCUGUUUGCGGUGAUGUUCGGGGACUUUGGCCAUGGCAUUUUGGUGUCCCUGUUCGCCCUGCUGCUCAUCUGGCAGGAGAGGAAAAUUGCCGCAAGUCAGCGUGCCGCCAAGGAGGAGAAUGAGAUCCUGAACAUCCUCUUUGCCGGUCGCUACAUUGUCCUGCUGAUGGGCUUGUUCUCCAUCUACAUGGGUCUCAUCUACAACGAUGUGCUGUCCAAGUCGUUUAACAUUUUCGGCUCCAGUUGGAGCUGCCGCUACAACGCCUCAACGCUGGACCACAUGUCCGGGCAGCUGAAUUUUGAUCCAUCGAGUGCAUACUUCUACUCGGGCAAUCCCUAUCCCCUGGGCGUCGAUCCGGUGUGGAAGGUGUGCGGCGAGGACUCGAUCACCACCUUCAACUCGCUGAAAAUGAAGCUGGCGAUUAUUUUGGGCAUUGCCCAGAUGAUGUUCGGCCUCUCGCUCUCGGCUGUCAAUUGCAUUAUCCUGAAGCGAAAUGCCGAUCUGCUGCUGGUGGUGGUGCCGCAGUUCGUCUUCAUGAUUUGCCUCUUUUGCUACCUGGUUUUCCUCAUUUUCCUCAAGUGGCUGCUGUACGGGGGCCUGAAGUCAUCGCCCUACAACACGGCCUGCGCGCCCUCCGUGCUGAUCACCUUCAUCGACAUGAUGCUGAUGAAGAACACCGAACUGGACGAUGAUCAGUGCGAGAAGGCGAUGUUCAAGGGUGAACGUAUGGUGGAGUACAUCCUCGUGUUUGUUGCCUUUCUGGCGGUGCCCGUUCUGCUGGCCGGCAAGCCCAUCUAUCUGCAGCGCAGGCAGAAGAAACUGAAGCGGCAGCGGCAGCAGCAGCAGCAGCAGCGUGACCUCAAGGAGCUGCAGCAGCAUGGCCGAGCGACGCUCAAGGAGAUGCGCUCCGCUCAGCGCUACUCCAUCGAAUCGCAGGAGGAUGCCGUGAACGAGCGGCGCAGCUCCAAACCAAAGACGCACAGUGCCGAUCAUGCGGAGGAGUUUGAUCUCUCCGAGAUCUGGAUACACUCGGGCAUACACACCAUUGAGACGGUGCUCGGUUCUGUCUCCCACACCGCCUCCUAUCUGCGCCUGUGGGCGCUCUCCCUGGCCCACGAUCAGCUCUCCCAUGUGCUGUGGCACAUGGUCCUCUCCAAGGGUCUGAAAACCAAUGCCCCGCUCUAUGUCUCCGUGCCCGUGCUGGCCGGCUCCUUCCUGGCCUGGGCUGUGCUCACGCUGGCCAUCCUGGUGGGCAUGGAGGGCCUCUCCGCCUUUCUGCACACGCUCCGCCUGCACUGGGUGGAGUUUCAGUCCAAGUUCUACAGCGGCGCCGGCGAACCCUUUCGUCCGUUCAAGUUUGCGCCCUCCAGCCAAAGGAGUUAGCUCUUCGUUUUGCUUCUAAAUAAA